CUCUCGGGGCUACGGCAGUCGUCUACGCGACGUAGCCGCAAGCGCUACGCUGCUUCGUAGCAGAAUUCCCAACACGUGGACAAAUUCAGCGAGUUUAUUAAUUAUUAACUUCAAGACUGUAGUUAAGUGAGAUUGUUGCUAAAUUAUUAAUGUGUCAAAGUUCAAUCUACACACAUAGAUUAAUUAUUUAAGUUAAUUAUAAAGUGUCUCGUAGUCGUUCAUCUAAAUUAGCAAUAUAUUGAUACUAUUGAUCGUUAUUGAUGAUAUUGUAAGAUAUAAUGACAAUGGUGGCAUCAAUGUGGUUCUUGAGUAUUUUGAUUCUUCUAAUUGUUGACACGAGGACUGGAGCUUUGCCACAUGCAGAUGUUGAGAGCCGUCACUGUCAUCAAUGCAACUCUACAAAUUGCGACCAGCUGCAUACUGUUCAAUGUUUGCCGGAUCAGCCACACUGUGUCACUAUUGCUACAGCACCUAACUUCACAACAUCUCUCUCUUGUGGGAGCGCACAAGAGUCCACCUGUAUUUUAGAACACAAAGCUGAACAAUUUCAGUUGACCUGCACAUGCGAUGACAAUCUCUGCAAUGCGCCCUACAAUCAACGGCUACGGAACGAACUACUCAAUUUUUCAACGAACUUUCCGGCAAACAGCACUGCCAAAUUGACGGAAACAUUUUUAAAACUCUCAACAUUCGCCAACGUUAGUGACGAAGCACUUUAUGAAAAGCUUACUGGUAACACUACUUUAACAACACCGAUCCCUACAACGAUUUCUACACCCGUAGUAGUUACAAAAUUGGCAUCCAAUAAAAACUCUUCAGCUGAAAUAUUGAAACGAAAUGUUUCGGUGGAAUUACUUCCUAGAGCUGAGGCUUUAAAGCACGAAGCCACAGUUCCACCAGAUGAUGAUGAAGAUGAAAGUGAAGGAAGCGGAACGUCAGUCGAUGAGUCCAAGGCUAAUGAGCACGCCGCACCUGCCGCACCCAGCUCCUAUCUCCCAGCUAAUGGUAACAGUGCACAAACUCUCAUGUUCAAUAGCUUCCUCUUUCUAACCUCACUUUGUCUGCACUCCAAAUUGUAAUUCAAAACUCAAAGAGUAAAACAUUCAGAGAAUUUAUCGGUAUUGUUGACCUGCGUAAGGGAACAAAUAAAUUAUAUUCGUGUAUUUUCAUUAUUUACUUUAGAAUUAUUUAAAAUGUCCAAUGAACGUAAGUGAUACACGUAUGCAGAGAAAAAUGUUUAUUGCAAUAAGUUAAAAGCAUUUUACAAAGGUAGGUAAUACGAAUUUUACGAGCCAAGUUAUUCACUGUAGACCUUCGCGAAAAUUUAACUUUUCUCCUGAGAGCUAUGAGCGUGACACUUAAACCGCUCCACACUUUCGCGAGGAAUUUAAAUAUAGAAAGAAACAUCGGUAGUUAUAUAAAAUAUUAUUAUAGAAAUAAAUAACUGAACGAUUGAAUAGUUCGUUAUACUUUAA
This is a messenger RNA of Colias croceus (clouded yellow), 1475 nucleotides long. RefSeq lists its product as uncharacterized. The coding region runs from base 279 to 1079 and encodes 266 amino acids. NCBI's taxonomy places the organism in Eukaryota, Metazoa, Arthropoda, Insecta, Lepidoptera, Pieridae. The record is from RefSeq and is a predicted model, not a curated record. The transcript is spliced from 4 exons.